UAAACGGCUACAAAAUUGAGUCGGACAAACGGGAAAUGUCCGGCGACCACAAGACGGUGCUCCAGGGCAGCCCUUCGCAGUACGUCAAAUUGAAUGUAGGCGGUUGCCUGUUCUACACAACGAUCGGGACCCUGACCAAGCAUGAUACCAUGCUCAGUGCGAUGUUCAGCGGUCGAAUGGAAGUCCUGACCGACUCGGAAGGAUGGAUUCUAAUCGACCGCAGUGGCACACAUUUUGGAACAAUUCUCAACUACUUACGAGAUGGUCGAGUACCGCUCCCAGAGUCCCGCAAAGAAAUCGAAGAACUACUCGCCGAGGCCAAAUACUACUGCAUAUCCGACCUAGCUGUAUCCUGCGAACGUGCUCUUGUGAAAAACAUGGAACCUGAACCGAUUUGUCGAAUCCCGCUAAUCACAUCACAAAAGGAAGAACAAAUGCUUAUCAACAACUCAACAAAGCCAGUGGUCAUGCUCGUGGUGAACCGACACAACAACAAGUACUCGUACACCAGCACCUCCGAUGACAAUUUGCUCAAAAACAUUGAACUCUUCGACAAGCUCUCUCUUCGCUUCAGUGGAAGGAUACUUUUCAUUAAGGAUGUGAUAGGAUCGAGUGAGAUUUGUUGCUGGCUGUUCUUUGGACAUGGGAAACGGGUGGCGGAAGUGUGUUGCACAUCGAUUGUCUAUGCAACCGACAGAAAACACACGAAAGUUGAUUUUCCAGAGGCAAGAAUCUAUGAAGUUACCCUACAGGUUUUGCUGUAUGAGAACCGUAACGCUCCGGAUCAGGAAUUGUUGCAGGCCACGUCGUCCGUCCGGGGGGGAGGUGGUGGCGGUGGUGGUCUUCAAUUGUACACUAGCGACGAAGAGGAAGAACGUAGUGGCUCCGCUCCAAAUCGAUCGAAACAGGCGAAUAACCCAAUAUGAUUUGCAAAUCAGCUCAUAGUGAUUACUAAAAAUGGACUAUUGCCAAAGAAAAAGUAGAGGAUUUUUUUUCAAUUUGUUUGUCCAUUGCAUCUUUUUUCUAAUUUAGAUAAUUAGCUAUAACUUGUUCGAGUCAGGAUGGAAUUUGAACCGUUUUUGAUCACUGAUAAGAUAAUAUCGAAAGAUUCAAAGGUUUCAAAAAGCAGAAAUGCCUACUUUCGAAAGAGAUUUGCAGAUCCCCUGGAAAUCCUGAUUCGAAUUCCAUACACAUGCACUUGCACUUUAUUUAAUCUGAUUCAUUUGGAUGAUUACGUUCGUUCAUAAUUGUCUGAGCGAGUUAUCCUUUCAUUAAAUAUUCAGAAGUCACGACGUUGUGGGUGUAUAUGAAGAAACUAACUAAUCUAGAGCUGUCGAUCCAUGAAUUUAUCGUCCUAACAAAGGAGUUUUAAUCAGAGUUUUAUCGAGAGCGACAAAUAGGUCUCAGGAAUAAAUUGACCGUAGCGCAUUCACAGUAGUUGCAUGGAUAUGCGGACUCAUCAUUCGAGAUAGAUAUGAACAAUAAUAUUAAUAAUACGAGGAAGCAUAAGAAAAGUAAAUGUUUACUAGUGCUCCGGGAAAAUGUUGAAAUAUUUGUGAAAGUAAUACGCUCAAUACUAUUAUACAGUACUUUUCUUGUAGCAAAUGGUUGGUCUGAAAUUUACUGAUCAAAGAAUGGAGGUUCAUUUCUUCGAUUCUGUGAGAGUAGUGGGAGUUGGGAGAGUUGCGACCUGAUACAAAUGUAAGGUUCUAAGCUCUGCAUAUAGUUUUUUUGGGGUCCAUUUUAGAUGAUAUGAAAAAAUAUUAGGAUUGAAGAAGUGAACGGAGUUACUUUGGUCAUUUGAUAGAAAUAAACGAAACUAAGCUCGCACAGGCGAGCAAACAUGUACAAAGAUGUGUAUUCUUAAGAACCAAUGAAAAUUGCUUUUAUUUAUACUUAUUGUCUUUGUAAAAACUGAUUUUGCAUUUGGCAACCAAGAAUUUGAAAGUUUUUAAAGUAAAUUGGAUGUGUUGUAAGUAGAUAAGAAUUUAACAAGGCAUAAAUGCUAGAAUUUUCAAAUGAAUGUGUAUUUUGUUCACUAAAAUAUUCCAUUUUCGACUUUAUUGACUGUUUAGAGAAGUAAAAAAAAACUUUCUGGUUUUCAUAUAUGCUGUGCUGCGGCUCUUUUAUUAUUUUUAUGACGAGUUACUCAUAAUUGAAAUAAAAAAUAACUGUGUAACA
Hermetia illucens (black soldier fly) is the source of this 2181-nucleotide messenger RNA. Its product is annotated as BTB/POZ domain-containing adapter for CUL3-mediated RhoA degradation protein 3. Gene Ontology annotation, molecular function: protein binding. NCBI's taxonomy places the organism in Eukaryota, Metazoa, Arthropoda, Insecta, Diptera, Stratiomyidae. The record is from RefSeq and is a predicted model, not a curated record. Gene Ontology annotation, biological process: protein homooligomerization. The transcript has 2 exons. Bases 36 to 926 code for a protein of 296 amino acids.